Messenger RNA from Sturnus vulgaris (Common starling), 12011 nucleotides. The record is from RefSeq and is a predicted model, not a curated record. NCBI's taxonomy places the organism in Eukaryota, Metazoa, Chordata, Aves, Passeriformes, Sturnidae.
UGCAUAUUAAAUUUGUUACUUUAUUCAUAUAAAUAAAACAUAGGGAAUGGCUUCUGUAGUUGGGUGAAGUUCUUUCACAGUUCAUGCUUGAAAUGGAAAUGUGAAGAAUUAGUUCUUUAAUUGUGUGGAGCUGGGUGGAGUUACUCUUAAAACUGUACUACUAUGCAUAAGUUUAUUUUUAAAAAGAUAAUUCAGUAAUGCCUUCAUAUAGAUCCAGAAAAUGGCUUCUCCUGUAAAGCUAGAAUUAACAUUGACUUUUUUAGGUUUUUAACUGUAAAUUCUGCAUUGAUUUGUAAUGAACAGCUUAUUGCAGUGUGUCUCCUGGUCUCUGCAGGCAAAUUGAAUGCCCCAGCCUGUAGAAAGUGCGAGGGCUUUGGGGUUUCUACUAGAUUUUCCAUGGUGUGGAAACAUUUUCUGUAAUGCCCAGUGAAUGCAGCCAAACUCUUUACUAUCUACCUGGCAGGGGUGGGCGGUGGUUUCUGGCAGGGUCACAGUAACCAGGAUAACUUGCUUUCUCUUUGAACCUCCGAGGUUAGGGCUGGGGCUGGUGGCCUCGGACGUUCUGCUCCACACAGCCUUGUUUACACACUUCCUCAAACAUCUUCCUGAAGUUAACUAAGUCAGAGUUUGUUCCCUGGAGAAGAAUUUGUUCUUGAGUUGCAACUGCAUGUUUCUUACCCUUCCCAGAGGCUGGGGAGGAAGAGCAGGGGUACAUGGAAAAGAGAUCUUAAAGACAUGCAGAUUGUUCUGCAUUUGCUUUAAGCCAGUAGUACAAGAAGAGGGAGAAGAAGCUCCUGCUUCACCUCCCCUCCAGCCUUGUGGACAGGAAAGCAUGAAAUGAGACUGCUUAAGCCAUGCAGAGCCCUGACAGGGAGCAAUGCAGGUGGCCUUCAGGGUUGUCAUUUUAGAAAUGCCUUGUGCCAUACCAAUAUGGAAAAGUUUGAUCUCUUUGGUUUUUCUCACUGUGAGGAUGAACAUGUGGGCUGAGUGCCCUCUUUUUGUGGUAAGAGGGCACGUAAUAAAAUAGUAAAUAUUUUGGAUUCAGCUAAGAUGUCUUCCAUCUUCCGUGUCUUUCAAAGUUGUAAGGUGCUUUCAUGUAAGGAUGUGUUCAGCAUUGUAAACCAACAUACGCUGAUACACUCAGCAAGCUGAGUGAGAAAAGAUAUGGAUUGACAAAGUGUUCAACUUGGGAGAUUCGUGCCUGGUUAUUGCAUUUGGCUUAUGCUGCAUGCCAGCAUCCUCUGUUCUAUAUAGUUACUGUUGUCAUUAAUUUCUGCUGUAUUUCUGGUAUCAAGGGAUUCAAUUCUUAAAAAGAAUGCUUUUUUCCUUGUAUAGACACUUCAAAACCCAGUGGGUCCAAGUUGACUCUCUUAGGAAUGGAAAAUACAGGAAAAAGGCUUAGAAGGUACCAGAGUAGUAAUGUAAAAAAAAAGUUCAGUGUUCCUUGUACCUGAGUUGCUCAUUAUUUUAGCCAAAAAAGAAUUUCUCAGUCUGAGGGAGUUUUUUUAUUCCACAAAAGGAGAGAAGUCAGGAUUUGAGGACUCCUAGACCCUCCUGCAAAUCCUGUCUCUUCUACAGUACAAGACGGACUUCCCUUUCUGAAGGAAAAAAAAAUUGUUGGAAAGGUUUGAUCUGAACAUUGCCCGUUGACAUGUCCAUGAAAAAGGUCUUGAUGACAUCUCAUUCAAAUGUUUACUGUCUGUUCCAAAUAAAACAGUGACAGUAAUUUUCCUUGGCUGUUGCUCUUUGGGAUACAGUUUACUAAUGUCACAAACCUUUGUGAACACUGGCAUUUCUCAGAAAAAUAGUGUCUUUAACCAGGCUUUAAUUCGUGAUAGUAAACUAAUGAAACUGCUUACUGUUUGUCUUUCUAAACUCAUUCGAAGUACAGUUAUACUUAAUCUUGAAAUCAUUAUUUAUAUUGAAAAUCCUGAAAUACAGAUUAGCUCUUUUUGAGAAGUUAAGUGUACGUAUGGUAAGCAGAACAGUGCUACUGAAUUGUGAGAUUUGUCUUUUAAGCAUGUGGUUAAGUUCCAGCAUGUUCAGGUACAAUGGUAAACCAUCUUGUCCCGGUAAAUGUGCUGAAGUAUUUAAUUCUCCCUGGUGUCUCAGCAGUAAAUUAGUAUGCUCUGUUUGCUUGUUCUGACCUGCUCUGAGUUGCGUGUUUGUGGCAAUGUUUUACAGUUCUGCUGCUAGUGAGGAUGCCCAGCAAAACCAAAUGAAGAAGAAUUGCUUUGACAUUUUGAAAUCAGCUACAUAUGAAUUGCAUUCCUUUAUUUUAAAAUUGACUGGAAAUGAGAAUAUAGGUCCAGUGCCAGGGCAAGCCACUUGUAGACCCUGGGAAUCAAGACUGGAGGGGAGAGAGCACAGCCAGAACUUUUAGAUUUUUGGCUUCUUUUCAACCUACCGGGUGGACUGUUGAGGAACUAGCAAGGGGAACUAGUAGGAAGUCUGCCAGUUUCUGUCAUGUAGACAGAUUUCCAUAGGAGCUUCAUCAAAAUAGGUCUUUCACUUUUUCGGCAAAUAGUUUUUUGAAAGUAUUUCUUCCCCGGAAGGAACUUAGUUGUAUGCAUUAGUAUUUCAACUGUAUUUAACGUACUUGCAUGUGUGUAAGUGAUUGAAAACUAAAUAGCCAUAAAUAGUAGGACUUAGACAAAAACUCCGAUUUUAAUCUUGUGAGUGAGCCUCUAGCUUAAAGCCUUAAACAGUGGUGGAGCCUCAUAGGCUUUAUUGGUAUUCUUAGCGAGCAAGUGUUCACUUCAUGUGCAUCUAUUGUAUUAGUAAUAUUGGUAUCUUAGCCUGAAAUAAAACAAGGUAUUUAUCGCCAAGUGGGUGACUGACUAGUGUGGGCUCUGUUCAAAACGUAAUUUCCACUUCAGAGGAAAAUCUGCACCUAAAUUUACCACUGUGGCCAUCUUGGAGUUACAUGUGACUGUCUGGGUUCUGAGUGAGCUUUCUCUGCUCAUCAGCUCUUAGUAGCAGCUGGCAGCAGGAUGAAGCUACCAUAGUUGUACUCACACUGGCUAGGUAAGUUCUUCGCACUUUGUGGCACUCAGCUGCAUAAAACUUUUUCCAGGGCUUGUAAAGUUAGCAGGUUGGACUGCUUCUGAUGCUUCAGGCACUGCAUACCUCUGUAGAACUUCAGGGGGAAAAAGAAGGGUGCAACAUCUGGUUAUGGAGUAUGUGCUACAAACUGCAAGACUUCCUGGCUGUAACAGAAUCUACAUAGGAAUGUGUGGUUCAAUUAGCACACUUAAGUUGCUUUAGCCUGGGCUGAGCUGAUAGUGUUUUGAUAAAUGCUGAUUUGUUAAAUACCUAAAACUCAUGGAUUUGUCAUGAUUAAAACCUGGAUUCAAAGGAUAUAAUGGUGAAAGUGGUCAAAAGUAAGACUGUUUCUUUAAUGUUUCUAGGACCUUUAGCUAUAAAUAGCUAUACUUACAGAGCUAUAAGGUUUUGAAAAAAAAACCCGUUUGUUUCAUCCAGCUUAUUGGGAAAUAAUUCGGGUCUUUCAUUAAUGGUUGUGAGGGGAAGGACUAAUGAGCAAAUUUGCCUUCUCUGGUUAACAUUGGUUCAAAAACUACAUUAAGUUUCUCUGAUCAUAAAGCCAAAAGUGCUAAAACUUGGAUUUGCACAGCUACUAAGGUGGAGGACUGAUUUAUACUAUAGCAGCAUUUUCAGAGAUGUGACGUGUUAUCUGUACGAAAGAGCUCAACUGGUUAUACUACUUAGGACCAGCUCUGUUCUUCCCUUUGUGGGAAGAAGCUCCCUUUCCCUCGUGUUAAGGGAGCUGGUGCCUUAGGAAGGAUACUCUUUUUUCCAUUAAGUAUUGUCAGUUAAUCUCUGGUUGACAAGACACCAUUGCCUCCAGAUCUCAAAAUAUUUGUGCAUCAGACAUGAUGGCAAAUUUCUGAUUUGGUGAAGGUACAGAAUAGGCAUAUGAAUUUUGUGCUAUUAACAUUUUAAAAACUACUGGUUUUUGCUUGAAACCACAAAUAAUUAUGCAGUCAAGAUUUUCAAUGUAGCUAUUAUCAAGUAAGGUUUUGGCAUUUUUCUUAACUGUCAGUCUGCCCAAUCUUUCCUCAUGUUUCUUUAUAAUCACUUCGGAGGAGGAAAAAAAGCUCUGUAGAACUUGCUCUUUUUCCCCCCUUAAGCUCAUUUUAGAGAACCAGCAUUUCACUUUAUCUCCUGAAGUCCCAAUGUAUGCUUCAUUGCAUUUCUGAAUCUCAUUGUGAAAAGACCUGCAUUUUGAUACUUAAAAGGAAAUAGGAAAUGAGACAAUAUGGGUCUAGCAUACUCCCUUUCCAUGUUCAAAUAAAUGGCAUGUUUUUAUAACUGGGAGGGGAUGAAGCUGGCUCUCACAAGGGAAGUGGUUAGUUCUUACCAUGGUGACUUUUGAUAAGGAUUUGUUGGGCUACUGUAUACUUAUUUGCACUUGCUAAAAUAAUAUAUAAUUACAGGAUUUAAAAUUCUUAACCCUUUCUCUGUAACUGCAUUCAGUGAUUGUGAGUGGGCAGCCAAGGAAUAAGAAUUGAGAACUCUGCUAUAUCAUAUUCAUACAGCAGCUUGUUUCUAAUCCUAUGUAGGUGCAUGACUGGCUGGCUAAUACUUGACAUGGACACACUAAGCAAGUAUGGGAAGUGUGUCUUCUGAAAGUGGUCACCUUCCCUGUGGAGAGUAUUCAGAGUUUGUGUUAUGUAUCUGAGUAUUCCUAAGGCUGACUAUGCAAAUCCCUUUUGGUUUUCCAGGACAGGAUUAUGUGACAGUGUGUUCUUCACCGGUCCCAGGCUACAAUCAGCCUUGUUCCAACGUUUCAAAGGCAUGUUUUCUUUCUGAUGUCUGCAUGGACUUGGGGCUCUGUCACCCCUUUGCUUGUCCCAGGUCGCCUGACAUUUUAAUGUAGCAAUUAAUUCAAUGGGUCACAGUGAAGACAUGAGUCUUCAGCUUCUAGUUCACAGUCAGGUCACUCCAGUACCUAGUAAAAUAUUAACUUGCUAAGAAAAGUAUUUCCAUAAACAGUCCAUUAGUAAGUCACAAGGUUACGACUCAUUUCACAUGCAGACUUUUCCCCAGUUAUAGUUACACCAGUGUGUCCUGGGAACUAGUUUUUAUUUCUGGACUUUUAUAUGUUUUUGUUGUUUCAUAAUGAUUUGAAAAGCACUUGCACACCUCCUUAAAGAAGUGAGACUGCUUUCCCAGUUACUGUCCUGUAUUUGAGACGCUGCUACUGUCAUACAAGUUCUCAUGUCGUGACAUGGAGAAUAAAGAAACCCUUAGGGGUUUGCAGAAGAUGGAUGACCGCCCAGAAGAGCGCAUGAUCAGGGAGAAACUCAAGGCAACGUGUAUGCCAGCCUGGAAGCAUGAAUGGCUGGAAAGAAGAAGCAGGAGAGGCCCUGUGGUGGUGAAACCUAUCCCUGGAAAAGUAGAUGGAUCAGAAAUGAACAAACUCUGUCUAGAUCCUCAAGCUGAAGGACAAAGCACUGCUUCGUCGCCUACACAGAAAGGAAGACGUAGUCCUUCUCCCAGCAGUUCCUCUUCAUCAUCUGCUAGGACAGUUAAAUCUGAGUCACCAGGUGUUAGAAGAAAAAGGGUAUCUCCAGUGCCUUUUCAGAGCGGACGGAUAACGCCCCCGCGCCGAGCCCCGUCUCCAGACGGCUUCUCUCCAUACAGCCCCGAGGAGACAAAUCGCCGUGUCAACAAAGUGAUGCGAGCCAGGCUCUACUUGCUGCAGCAGAUAGGACCCAACUCUUUCUUAAUUGGGGGCGACAGCCCUGAUAAUAAAUACAGAGUGUUUAUUGGGCCCCAGACUUGUAGCUGCGGCCGCGGGACAUUUUGUAUUCAUCUGCUGUUUGUUAUGCUGAGGGUCUUCCAGCUUGAACCCUCAGACCCAAUGCUCUGGAGAAAGACACUGAAGAACUUUGAGGUUGAGAGUUUGUUCCAGAAAUAUCACAGUAGGCGUAGCUCGAGGAUCAAAGCUCCAUCUCGUAACACCAUCCAGAAGUUUGUCUCACGCAUGUCAAAUUCUCAUACAUUGUCAUCAUCUAGUACUUCUACAUCUAGUUCAGAAAACAGUAUGAAGGAUGAAGAAGAACAGAUGUGCCCCAUUUGUUUGUUAGGCAUGCUGGAUGAAGAGAGUCUAACGGUGUGUGAAGAUGGCUGCAGGAACAAAUUACACCACCACUGCAUGUCAAUAUGGGCAGAGGAAUGCAGAAGAAACAGAGAGCCACUCAUCUGUCCACUUUGUAGAUCUAAAUGGAGAUCCCAUGAUUUCUAUAGUCAUGAAUUGCCAAGCCCUGUGGAUUCUUCUGUUCUCCGUGUGGUUCAGCAACAAUCUCAGCAGCAGUCUGCAGUUGGAUCACAGAGAAGAACUCAAGACAGCAAUUUUAACCUUACUCAUUACGGAGUCCAGCAGAUCCCUUCUACAUAUAAAGAUUCAGCUGAGCCAUGGAUUCAGGUAUUUGGGAUGGAGCUAGUUGGCUGCUUGUUUUCUCGAAACUGGAAUAUACGAGAGAUGGCACUUAGACGUCUUUCCCAUGAUGUUAGUGGUGCUCUGUUACUGGCUAACGGUGAAAGCACUGGAAACUCCGGAAGCAGCAAUGGAAACAGCACAAGUGCUGGAGCUCUGGGAGCAGCUAGUGGGUCAUCUCAGACCAAUAUCUCAGGAGAUGUGGUGGUGGAAUCCUGCUGCAGUGUGCUGUCCAUGGUCUGUGCUGACCCUGUCUACAAAGUGUAUGUUGCUGCUUUAAAAACUUUAAGAGCCAUGCUAGUGUACACUCCCUGUCAUACUUUGGCAGAGAGGACUAAACUACAGCGACUUCUCAAGCCAGUAGUAGAGACGAUAUUAGUUAAAUGUGCAGAUGCUAACAGUCGAACAAGUCAACUUUCAGUCUCAACGCUAUUGGAGAUGUGUAAAGGUCAAGCAGGCGAGCUGGCAGUUGGGAGAGAAAUACUUAAGUCUGGAUCCAUUGGUAUUGGAGGUGUUGAUUAUGUCUUAAAUUGUAUUCUUGGAAACGAAAUUGAAUCUAGCAACUGGCAAGCACUGCUGGGACGACUUUGUCUAAUAGACAGACUUCUGUUGGAAUUUCCCAGUGAAUUUUACCCCCACAUUGUCUGUGGAGAUGUCUUGCAGGCUGACACAGUAGUUGACAGGUAUAAGAAACUUCUCUCCCUCUUAACGUUCGCCUUGCAGUCAAUUGACAAUUCCCACUCAAUGGUUGGCAAACUGUCACGGAGAGUAUUUUUAAGUGCAGCAAGAAUGGUAGCAAGAGUGCCCCAUAUUUUUAUAAAGCUGUUAGAUAUGUUGAGUGUGACAAGCUCAACUCAUUAUGCAAGGAUGCGUCGACGUCUGAUGGCAAUAGCAGAUGAAAUGGAAAUUGCAGAAGCCAUUCAGUUAGGCAUGGAAGAAAUGCACUCUGGGGAAUGCCGACAUGAAGACUUUUUACAGCUACCCGUGCCAGAUAACUCUCCAGAAACUACAGAAAAUAAUACCCCUAAUAAUACUGUGCAGUUAUCAGGGAAAAGUGGGAAAGGUUUGAGUGACAGAAAACUGAGUGCCAGUCCAGAUGACAUUUCUGAGAUGCUAGCUGGCCUUGCUAUGGGACUUCCUGUUUCAUCAGUAACCACUGAGCAACCAAAACCAGCCAUUCAAACAAAAGGAAAACCCCAUGGUCAGUGUGUGAACUCUCCUCCCUCAUCCAGUCAUUCCCAGUCACUAUUCCCAACACUUCUGUCUCCAUCAAACCCAUCUGUACCAGCUGGCACUGUAACAGAUGUCUCUAAACUCAGACCUCAGGGAUUUGUUCCCUGCAAAAUCCCCUCACCUUCUCCUCAAACACAGCGGAAACUUUCUCUCCAGUUUCAACGAAAUUGUUCUGAAAAUAAAGAAUCUGAGAAACUUUCUCCAGUUUUUACCCAAGCCAGACCACUGCCAUCCAGUCACGUCCAUAGGCCAAAGCCAUCACGACCCACCCCAAGUGAUAUGAACAAGCAAGGAGAAACCUUAAAAAGCAGUAUGACACUUGACCUGAAUGAUAUUUCACAGUGUGAUGGCAGUAGCAGUGCAGUUAUACCAAGUGAAGAGACAGUGUUCACACCAGUAGAUGAAAAGUGCCGGCUGGAUGUUAAUGCAGAGCUGAAUUCCAGUAUUGAGGACCUACUUGAGGCUUCCAUGACGAGUGAUGGCACAGUUACAUUCAAGUCUGAAGUUGCAGUUCUUUCUCCUGAGCGGGCAGAAAAUGAUGAUACUUACAAAGAUGAUGUCAAUCAUAAUCAAAAAUGCAAGGAAAAGAUGGAAGCUGAAGAGGAGGAAGCUUUAGCUAUUGCUAUGGCAAUGUCAGCAUCCCAAGAUGCCUUGCCAGUAAUUCCUCAGCUACAGGUCGAAAAUGGUGAAGACAUUAUAAUCAUUCAGCAGGAUACACCAGAAACCCUGCCUGGACAUACCAAAGCAAAACACCAUUACAGAGAAGAUGCAGAAUGGCUUAAAGGUCAGCAAAUUGGUCUUGGAGCUUUCUCUUCCUGUUACCAAGCUCAAGAUGUGGGAACAGGAACAUUAAUGGCUGUAAAACAGGUGACAUAUGUCAGGAACACAUCAUCUGAGCAAGAAGAGGUAGUGGAAGCACUGAGGGAAGAAAUAAGGAUGAUGAGUCAUCUGAACCAUCCUAAUAUUAUUCGAAUGUUGGGUGCAACAUGCGAGAAGAGCAACUAUAACCUCUUUAUUGAAUGGAUGGCAGGGGGUUCAGUUGCUCAUUUGUUAAGUAAAUAUGGAGCCUUCAAAGAAUCAGUUAUUAUUAAUUACACAGAACAACUGUUACGUGGCCUUUCUUACCUCCAUGAGAAUCAGAUAAUCCAUAGAGAUGUUAAAGGUGCCAAUUUGCUAAUUGACAGCACAGGUCAUAGAUUAAGAAUUGCUGAUUUUGGAGCUGCAGCCAGGUUGGCAUCAAAAGGAACUGGUGCUGGGGAGUUUCAGGGACAGUUGUUGGGAACUAUUGCAUUUAUGGCACCGGAGGUCCUGAGAGGUCAGCAAUAUGGAAGGAGCUGUGAUGUGUGGAGUGUUGGCUGUGUUGUCAUAGAAAUGGCUUGUGCUAAACCUCCUUGGAAUGCAGAGAAACACUCCAAUCAUCUUGCUCUGAUAUUUAAGAUUGCUAGUGCAACUACUGCUCCAUCAAUCCCUACACAUCUGUCUCCAGGCUUGAAAGAUGUGACUCUUCGGUGUUUAGAACUUCAACCUCAGGACAGACCCCCUUCUAGGGAGCUGCUGAAACACCCAGUGUUCCGUACUACAUGGUAGCUACUUAUUUGUAAGCCUGAAAUACUGAAGAAAAUGCUACUGAAUAUACAGUAACUGUCUUGCAGUGCAGUUAAGCACAGCAAAUUAUAUUAUUCUGCUGGCCUUAAUGAUAGAUACAUCAAGAACAUAAGGCCAGUGGAGGACCCUACCUAAGUAUGUGAUUGACAAAUCAAGAUCUUUACCUAAGCUCAGUAUGCAACAUUUGACAAUUCAUGCAGAGAUUUGCAAACUGUGCCUUUUUAAACAUCUGGCUCUAUGUUAACAUAAAAACAUUUUUCCUUAAAUCUGCAUGAUUAUUUAGCAGGUAAGUGAUUUUUAUUUUAUUUAGAGCACUUUUUCAGCAGUAUUAGAAGCUGAGAGGCUCAAGAUCUAUUUUAAUAUAGCAAUCACUGUUCAAUUUCACAUGUAGAUGCUCUGCAAUUAGUAAGUUUUCAGUACUGGUUAAAAGGGCAUUCUGUAUCUGUCCCUUUUAAUUACAUUUUGUUCUCUGAGUAAAAAAUCCAAAUAUUGGUGGAAACUUUAAAAAAAGCAUUUGCCUUCCUAUAAAGUAAGAGCAGGCACUCAUGGUUCACUGUGCAUUUGCUGCUGGCCAUGUAAUUUCUUUUGAAAUCAAAGUUUGUUUUCUUUGUAUUUUUAACUUUCAUGAAAAGGGGAUAUUUUAAAAUAGUCUUUAGAAAAAAAAAAGAUGCAAGCUGUGUCAUGGAAUACUUUCCUGACACAAGAGUUUUAAAACCAGAUUUGCUGGAAAUCUGGGAUAAAAUGCCACCUUCAACAAGGAUAUGUUGAAGGCUCUGAUAGUAUAGGUUAUUUAAUAAAAAAGAUUGUUCUGUAUAAAGCAACUUAGUCUGAACCAUGCUAGAAGUUGUUGAGCCUUUUUUUUUUUUUUCAUAUAGCAGUUUCUUCUGGCAAAUCGUGUAGAGAAGUAUCAUGUCAAAGGCCCCCCAAACCCAGCUCCCAUUAAAGAUUUUAUGGGAGACCUUGGCAUGUACUUCAGUGUGAGCAGGUGCCAAAUGAGCAAAUCUCAUUCUUUGUGUAAAGAAACUGAGGUUACAUUCUCUACUGAUAACAAGUUUUACCUGCUGUUUUCCUUCUGCCGUACAUCAUCUAUUUACUGUAGCCAUUAGUGAUAAUUUAAUUUGAAAAUGUUAAAAAUAUUACCAUAAGAAAGGUAUUUAUUUUAACAAGAAACAAACUUGGACUUGAAGAUCAAGAUAAAGUAAAAUGUGAAGUAAAGCUUCACCUGUAGUGCAAAACUUGUUGGUUUUAGGAGCUGUGGGGUUUUUUUUAAACAGGUUUUUAAAAUUAUUUUAAAGGCAGGUUUUUAGAUUCUGAUGCAUGUAAUUCUGAAGGAAAAUGGCAGCUUUUUCUUUUGCUUUUUUAAAAAUGGGGAUCUUUUUUAAUCUAAUAAUGAUUGUGUUUAAUCCAUUUUGAAAAAAAAUACUGUUCAUGUUACAACUCUUCAGAAGCCAGUUGGAUUGUUGGACUCAAAUAGAAUUGGUUAUUUUCAAAGACUCAGGACAAACUAAAUAAGCUAUAGUACCUUAAAAAUGUAUAAUACAAAUUGGAAACAAGACAUAAAGAUAAGUUUACAUGAAUGAUAGUGUUCAUACUAAUAAAAAAAACAAAACCCAUGUCAUUAGUUGUGAAUGUGUUUCUUUUGGAAAUUUUACAUUCCUUUGUUUUUGAAGAUUGGCAGACUUUGAAGAGUUAAAAAGAUAAUACCGAAAUGUGAAGUUUGGUAGCUCUGUUUUGUACUUGACUUUUUUUUUUGACCACUUUAGAAUUUCUCAUUCUAAUAAGAUUGUUUCCAAGUCUUUCUUAUGUGCAAGCUUUAAAGGAUGCACUCUUGCCAAUUCAUGUACUGGAAGAUCAGUUGUCAGAUUAAUACUGUUUCUGGCAGAAAUGUAAACUGUAUAAACUGAUGAACCUCAGCUAAUCAGUAUUACUAUGUAGAUCACCAUGCCUAGCACAUUUCAAACUCAAACUGCCUCUUAGGUGUCCAAAUGCAUUUGUUUGAGUUUGCAUUUCCCUUGGCUUGCUGGUAAUUGUGGUGUUUUUAAAAUGGAGAUGUGAUGUAAUAUUCUUAUUUUCUUUGGAUCAAAGCUGGACUGAAAAUUGUAUUGUGUAAUUAUUUUUUGUGUUCUUAAUGUUAUUUGGUACUUAAGUUGUAAAUAACGUCUACUGCUGUUUAUUCCAGUUUCUACUACCUCAGGUGUCCUAUAGAGUUUCUUCUACCAAAGUUCACUUUCACAAUGAAAUUAUAUUUGCUAUGUGACUGAUUCCUAAGACUUCCAGGGCUUAAGGGCUAACUUCUAUUAGCACCUUACUGUGCAAGCAAAUUUUACAGAAAUCUCUGGGUUAAGAAAUUUGGCUUCAUUGUAUCCUUUGUUAUUUUAAAUAUAUCAAGAUAUUUUAAUUAAAAGUUUUUACCCCACUGAACCAAUUUUAUAUAGUACAAUUUGUACGUAUUUUGGUGUUUUUUUGUCUUUAUAGUAAAUAAAAGUUUUUGAACAAACUUUGUCCUUUGCUUACUGUAAGAUGAACACGUUUCUUUUACUGAUGGAAAUAAAAUAUUUCUGGUACACUUCACUGUUUACACACAAUUUCGUACACUUGAUAUAUCAAGAUUUAGUUUCUAAUAUUAAAUGACACGAGUGAAUACUGGCCUACAUACAUAUUUAUAUGUCUUGGGUGAAUUAAUAAAGAAUACUUACAUAAAGGGCAGCAA